UUGUUUCCUUUGCAAGAACAAAUCAUAUCGACCACAGCCUACACCGGUCCAUGAGUGUCUGAUUUUAUAUGCAGUCAGAUCCAACACCAUCGCAGAACCCACUGAUAUAAGGCCUAAUGACCAACCCAACAACUUAACUUCUAGAUAGACAUCAAUUCUAUAUCUUUGAUCCAACUCUUCUGAAGCAUUUAAGUGAAGCUGAUAUUGGCUCAUGUCACUUGGGUCUGAGGGCAUUGUGGCCGUUGUUGCCGUAGCAGUGGCCUGUCCACCUGCAGCUUGGGUCAUCUACAAAGCAUAUCGACAUCGUUCUUCAAGCUCAGAUCUCAAAAUGAUAAGUUUCCUCAAAAGCCUGUUUUAUUGAAACUGACACAUUUGAACGCCCUUCUACCAACCCAUGAGACGUUCCGACUCGAUCAUCUCCCAACGGCUGCUCCUGCGCCCCAGCCAACUAUGAGGUGCUUGAGAUGUAGCACCGCUUCUGAUGAGUCUUUAAUGAGAAUCGUGGGUACACUUUCAACCUUGGGCUAUGCACAACCAGCUGACGGGCAUUUGGUACCAGUCCACUUUUGAAACAUCCAUCACGCGAUCAAAUGUUUUUCAAAUUUUCAACACUUAGUCUACGCGAUAUUUUGGAAAACUCCCAAGGAAUCGAUUGGUGGACUAUUUCAGCUUCGACAUGCUCCACUAGCCAGCCGGAAAUCAGCGAACAUAU
Molecule: messenger RNA, 712 nt
Organism: Periconia digitata
Lineage: Eukaryota; Fungi; Ascomycota; Dothideomycetes; Pleosporales; Periconiaceae
Source: the annotation of a GenBank genome assembly